Molecule: messenger RNA, 1247 nt
Organism: Lycium ferocissimum
Lineage: Eukaryota; Viridiplantae; Streptophyta; Magnoliopsida; Solanales; Solanaceae
Product: rust resistance kinase Lr10-like
Exons: 1
Coding region: 39-1067 (342 amino acids)
Biological process (GO): protein phosphorylation
Molecular function (GO): protein kinase activity; ATP binding
Source: RefSeq, a predicted model, not a curated record
UCUGCUUCAGAAAAAAGAUUUUAUGGCACAAAAUCCUCAUGUUUUGGGAAUCUAAAGCUGAGGAUCACCGGAAUAUUGAAGCAUUUCUGAAGAACUAUGAGCCAUAUGCUCCAAAAAGAUACAACUAUACAGAUAUCAAGCGAAUCACCAGUCGCUUCAAAAACAAACUAGGCCAAGGAGGAUUUGGUAAUGUUUACAGAGGAAGUUUGCAUAACGGGAGUCAAGUGGCAGUGAAGGUCCUGAAUGAACUAAAAGGCAGAGGUGAAGAUUUCAUUAACGAGGUUGCAAGUAUUAGCAGGACAUCGCAUGUUAACAUAGUGAGCCUUGUGGGAUUUUGUUUUGAGGGACACAAAAGAGCUCUAGUAUAUGAAUUCAUGCCAAAUGGAUCUCUUGAAAAGUUUAUCUAUGAGGAAAGAUCUGACACUGUUCGCCAAUUGGGGUGGCCAAUACUGUACAAAAUUGCACUAGGCAUUGCUCGAGGAUUGGAGUACUUGCAUCGUGGUUGCACCACUCGAAUUUUGCAUUUUGAUAUAAAGCCUCAUAAUAUCCUACUCGAUGACAAUUUUUGUCCUAAAAUCUCUGAUUUUGGUCUUGCCAAACUGUGCAUGAAACAGGAGAGUAUCGUGUCAAUGCUAGGUGCACGAGGGACUAUCGGUUAUAUUGCUCCAGAAAUUGUUUGCAGAAAUUUGGGAGGUGUCUCUCACAAGUCUGACGUCUAUAGCUAUGGAAUGAUGGUCCUAGAAAUGGCUGGAGGAAGAAAAAAUGUUGAUGUGGGAGUUGAUCGCACGAGUGAAAUCUACUUUCCUCAUUGGCUCUAUCAGAGAAUUGAACUAGAUGAAGAGCUUCAACUAAUUGGGAUAAUGAAUGAAGAGGAGAAAGAAUGUGCAAGAAAGAUGGUGAUGGUGAGUUUAUGGUGCGUACAGACUGAUCCGAAAAAUCGACCAUCCAUGAGCAAGGUUGUGGAAAUGUUAGAAGGGAACCUAGGCUCUUUGCAAAUUCCUCCAAGGCCUUACUUAUAUUCUCCCGCAAGAUCAGAGGUUGAUUCAUCAGCAGUAGAACUGGCCUAGUCUUUAUUCGUUGAUCUGUCAGCUGUUAUUUGUCUAGUCUUAUUUAGUUGGUAACUUUUAGCAAAAGCUGGUAUUGUUGCCUCUAUUUUUCUUCAACUACUGAAUUUAUAACUCCCUUUGUACCAUUUUAUGAGACGCAUUUUUCCUUUUUAGUCUAUCCCAAAAAGAAUGACAUUUUUA